Messenger RNA from Arabidopsis lyrata subsp. lyrata, 1023 nucleotides. RefSeq names its product ras-related protein RABE1e. Gene Ontology annotation, biological process: protein secretion; regulation of exocytosis. Lineage: Eukaryota; Viridiplantae; Streptophyta; Magnoliopsida; Brassicales; Brassicaceae. The coding region runs from base 138 to 794 and encodes 218 amino acids. Gene Ontology annotation, molecular function: GTPase activity; GTP binding. The transcript is spliced from 8 exons. The record is from RefSeq and is a predicted model, not a curated record. Gene Ontology annotation, cellular component: plasma membrane.
AGCAAGCAGUGCCUUUUUGGCUGUCUCCAGGAAAAUUUCUUUGUUUCUCCGGCGAGAAGAGAUUUUCCGGGGAAAAUAGCAUGAGCUCUCGGUUUUAGUUUGUGUUUAGAAAGAGGACGUAGCUAUUAUCUUCUGUGAUGGCGGUUGCGCCGGCAAGAGCUCGUUCAGACUAUGAUUACCUCAUCAAGCUCCUCCUCAUCGGCGAUAGCGGUGUGGGAAAAAGUUGCUUGUUACUGCGUUUCUCAGAUGAUACUUUUACCACGAGUUUCAUUACUACCAUUGGGAUCGAUUUCAAGAUAAGAACAGUCGAACUUGAUGGCAAGCGUAUCAAAUUGCAGAUUUGGGACACUGCUGGACAAGAACGUUUUAGAACUAUAACUACAGCAUAUUACAGAGGAGCUAUGGGUAUAUUACUCGUCUAUGAUGUAACAGAUGAGUCAUCUUUCAACAACAUUAGGAACUGGAUGAAAAACAUUGAGCAGCAUGCGUCCGACAGUGUCAACAAAAUAUUGGUUGGUAACAAAGCCGACAUGGACGAAAGCAAAAGGGCUGUCCCAACAUCAAAGGGACAAGCUCUCGCUGAUGAGUAUGGAAUCAAAUUCUUUGAAACGAGUGCAAAAACAAACCAGAAUGUCGAGCAGGUUUUCCUUUCUAUCGCGAAAGACAUCAAACAAAGACUCACAGAAAGCGAUACAAAAGCCGAGCCCCAAGGGAUCAAGAUCACCAAAAAAGAUGCUAACAAAGCGUCAUCGUCUUCUACAACUGAGAAAUCAGCUUGCUGCAGUUAUGUUUAGAAGUUCUCUGCACCUGUUUCUAAUCUCUUACCGUCUUUAAUCUUCUCCGCAUCAUUCAAGAGAUCGUCCUAUGUUCUUAUUAGUAGGAGGAUAGACUAAAUUGAUGGGCUGUGUGUGAUUUUAUGUCUAUUGUGCUAUAUCUCCAUGGCCAAAUACUGUACUGGAAAUGGUAGACAAUGUUUAAGUGUUUAGACUUUAAAUUAAUGCAAUGCAGAUGUUGUGUGUGUAA